AUGAUUCCCAACGGGCACAUGUGCAUCCUCUUUGAUUACUUGCUGCGAGUCCCACCAACAGGAACCAUUCUCUCCUCCUCCUUUUCCUCCUUCACGAGGAUCGGCGCGGCGAUCGCAGGUGAUCCUCCAGGCCACACGAACGUGCCGCCCGGGGGCUCCGAGGUGAACCCUCUUUUCUCGGACAUUGACCGCAAACUGCGCCUCCCAUUGCAUCGACUCGCUUGGCAGUUGUGGGCGCGUCUUCGUCUUCUCGUCGUCAAGGCGACUACUGUCCUCGAGUGCCUCUGGGAGUCCGGCUAUUCGUCGAUCCUCUCGACAGUCAGCACCUCAGCAGACCUGCCGGCAGACGCUUCACGCCCGCCUCAGAUUGACUCGCAUGUCUGCCCAGCUUCUGGGGCUCCAACUGCCGCCCGGCCUAGCCGAGACCGGCAGUCGAGUCCGGCGUCUCACAGUCGCGAUUGGCAACGCCGCAACGGACUCGAGCUGGCUCUGGUGGCUCGUCGGCUGGCCGGCCUCCGUCGAAUCGUCGAUCUGCUCCAGCGCUGCCUCGAUUCCGCCCUCAAAACCACUCAGCGCUGGUCCGUUCAGACACAACUUUACGCCAUUCGGUAG
Protopolystoma xenopodis is the source of this 612-nucleotide messenger RNA. The record is from the annotation of a GenBank genome assembly. NCBI's taxonomy places the organism in Eukaryota, Metazoa, Platyhelminthes, Monogenea, Polystomatidea, Polystomatidae.